Drosophila ananassae is the source of this 4529-nucleotide messenger RNA. It is a transcript of the gene cpx, whose product is annotated as complexin. The record is from RefSeq and is a predicted model, not a curated record. The transcript is spliced from 8 exons. Gene Ontology annotation, molecular function: syntaxin binding. The coding region runs from base 410 to 841 and encodes 143 amino acids. Lineage: Eukaryota; Metazoa; Arthropoda; Insecta; Diptera; Drosophilidae. Gene Ontology annotation, cellular component: terminal bouton; SNARE complex. Gene Ontology annotation, biological process: synaptic vesicle exocytosis; regulation of neurotransmitter secretion; neurotransmitter transport.
UCGUCGUGGAGCUCUCAGUCAGUGUAAUGUCGCUGUUGUGCCGCGCGAGUGCGCCAAGUGGGAAAUACACGGAAUAUUUGUAGUUUAACUGUGCCUUCGACGGUUAUAGAAACCCUGUCCGUCUAAUGCUCGCUCUCCUCUGCGGAUUUCUUUAAAACAAAAACACUUCAACGCCAGCCAUUUCUCCAACUUUGCUACUUCAACAACAAAAACACUGACAGCCCAAGCCCAAGCCCAAGCCCAGCCCACUCACACACAGCCAUCGGUGGCCAUCUGAAAACGGAAUAUUUGCUGAACGGAGACCAGGAAAGGUCAGCUCCGAGCGCGAGUGCAGUGCCGCAAGAUCCGCAGGACUCUCCAGAAGGACCUCACUAGGUGCCACGCCCGUGAAGAGACUUAAAGCUUAAAGAUGGCGGCCUUCAUAGCCAAACAAAUGGUUGGAAACCAAUUAAGCGCCGUUAAAGAUGCUGCAGGCGGAGGUGAUGGCGGUGACGAUGGCGACGACAAGGAAAAGGCAGAGGAGGAGGAGAGGGAGCGCCAGGAAGCUAUCCGCGAGGCCGAGGAGCGGCGCAAGGAGAAGCACCGGAAAAUGGAGGAGGAACGCGAGAAGAUGAGGCAAGACAUUCGCGACAAGUACAACAUCAAGAAGAAGGAGGAAAUCGUCGAGGCUGCUCCCCAGGAGGAGCCCAAUCCCCUGAUGAGGAAAAAGAAGACGCCCGAGGAGCUCGCCGCCGAAGCGGAGCAGGAGGAGCUCGACGAUUUUACAAAACUGAAAAAUCAAAUAGAAACGCAAGUAAAUGAGCUAAAAACUCAAAUAGAGGGAAAAUGUGUCAUGCAGUGAUAUGUCAGUCAACAAAAUAAAAGCGAAACACUUAUAAUACAAAUUCCAUAAUAAUAAUAGCAUUGAGCCCAUAAAAGGAAAUUGUUUUAAUUCUUCUCUAAAUAAUUGAAUUUGUUAUGAUAAUACGUUAUCCCAAUGGAAGCCCCCAAAAACCAAAAAAAAGAAACACGAAUAAACUUUACUAAAAGCUAAACAAUAAAAGCGUAAAAUUAGCCUUUAACGCGCCAGCAAUAAUUUGAACCAAAUCGGAAUUUAAUCCUAUUUAUGAUCCCCAAUAUUUUAAAUACCGAAAAUCGACGAAAGCCAUAUGCGAUAAAUAAAAUAAUAGAGAUCCGGAAUGAAAAUGCGAACAGGACGGUGAACUCCUAAUGAAUUUUAAAGUAGCUAAAGAAUAAACCAAAUUAUUUAAAAACAAAGAUAGUAAAAGCCUUUACUAAUAUUCAAAUCACUUUGCUUCGAUGAUAAUGUAAUAUACUCAAACCCAAUAUACAAUACAUAAUCGUUGUUUAGUUGAUAACAUAAAAAAUAUAAUGACAAAAACAAAAUAAUGAAACCAUCGAAACGGCACGAUGACAUUCGAUGCCAAAUCGAAAUAAAUAAAUGAAAUAAAGCGAAUAAAUAAUAUAUAAAAACAAAAAUUGAAAAAUCGAAAAACAAAAAAAAAUUAAUUAAAAUAAAUAAAUAAGCGAAUGGUGCGACAGAGGAGGUUGCUGAAUCAUGUCGAACCGUCGAAAAUACAUUGCUGAAAUCACUUUGGACUUUAAAUUCAUAUACUUAAGUGUGUAUGAGUAUGGAAAGAUUAUGAAUUAAAUCGGCGAAUACGUUGUAAUUUUCAUUCAGAUUUAUAUAUACCCGUUAUGUAUAUAAUGUAUAUUUUUCAUGAAUUUAACCACGACUAAAUGACUACACUUGCAAACGAACUGACGCAGAUACGCUAAAUUAUUAUUGCCGAUUCUCUAAUCGCACUUCCACCAGAAUCCAGAUCAAAAAAGCAACAAUAUACGAAAUACGAAAACAAUUACAAAACAAUUUCAGUCAGUUUGUUUUUGAAAGUUUUUGAGCAAUUCAUCUUUAACAGCUGUUACAUUUUGUUUCUUUCCUGUACAAACAACAUACAACAUACACCACCACAAUUGAGAAUUUCUAACUCUUUGAGAUAGUUACCGAUCUCUCCGGUUGAUUCUUCUGAAAUACAUGUAUUCUCUCGGUGUUUUACAAAAUGAUAUAUCAUCAAUCAAGACAACAAGAACAUCAAGUACAAGCAGAACAACAGCACAAGAAAACGCCUACAGCCAGUACAAGAACAACAUCAACAACAUCCAGUACAUCCAAUCUACAGAAGUACUAGCUAUGUAAUAUACGAGAUGAACUAUACUAUUACUAUCAAACUACACCAUAGAAGCCAUGCAAAUAGUGACAUGAUCAGAAACGGCAUCAAAUGAAUUAUAUAGAUCGUCUCUAUUUGAGAAUGACUGUUCCAACCAUACUUCUGAACGUUGUGAAUUCGUUUUUAUAUGGCUAUAUAAUCCACUCAUAAGUAUACAGACACCCAACCAAACCCAUCCACACUUAUCACGAGCAUUUAAAUAGCUAUAUGGUGUUGUAAAUGGUUAAUUACAUAAAUGUACAGAUCCAAGAAAUACCAUAGAAAUGUAUGUACAAUUUGCAUUAAUAGUUGACACACCAAACGCAAUAGCAACCAUGUCAGAUGCAGUCAGAUGUACAUGGUACAUCAAGGAUGACAAGGAUGAUGUUUAACACCCAACUAUCUAACUAUCCUUUCGAGCCGUGCUCUCACUUACCUUCCUGUCUAUCUUUAAGCGGGAUUCUUUGUUUUUUUUUCUAUCUACUUCUACACAAAUAUAUAUUGGUAAGACAGCAAUAAAGCCAGAAGGCUCAACACCUCUCUCUGUCAAUCUACUGAAGCAAUCCUCUAGUGCCCCUCGCUCCAUACAAAGUUAGGAACGAUCGAACUAAUGAAUGAAUGCCUUAACGUGGCUGAAACGACUAGACCAUGAGUAGCGAAUAGUUGAUGAUUAACCAGGAUGACCAGGUGGUUAUACCACCACGGGGAAAGGAGCCUACUAUCCCUAACUAAUACUAGAUUUCUUGUUCCCAUCGCACUCCUGUUACUGAACCGAUACCGAUACAGAUACAGAUGUCUCUAACAAUUAGCUAUGCUCUUUUCGAAACUCGAAACUAUUAAUGGCUUUCUAAAUACUAAUAGAAAAUGUUUACCUAGAUUCUACUACUAUAUCCAUUGCGUUUUUCUCUCAGAUACUUAUGUGAUGUUCAAGGUCACUUUAAUUGUUUAUUAUAUAUUGAAUAAAAACGAAAUAUAAAUGAAUAAAACCGAAAAACAAAAAACAAACAAAAAAACAUAUUAUUCAAUCAUAACCAAGUUUUUAACGUAAUCAUAAAUGUUGAAAAUGUUAAAUGGUUCAGCCGAUUUAUUUUUGAUUUCUGUUUAAUAAUAUUGUGUUAAACGUUAAUAUUAUAGUUAUGAUAAUGUAAUUAUAUGUAUAUCAGACAGUUCACAAGUCACGGAUGAUUAAACAUUAUUAUCUAUAUAUAUAAAUAUGUAUAUGUGUAACUUAAUAGGGAAAUGAAUUUAAUAGAGAAACAACAGACAAAAAUGAUAAAUAAUAAUGUUGGAAAAAUACCAUUCAAGUCAUUAUUAGAUGUGAAAGACGUUCUAUACACAACAAAUGAAUAAACAAAACCAAAAAAAAAAUUAAGAAAAGCGUUAAUAGUUGAUUAAUUAUAUUGUUACUUUGAACAUUUAAUUAAAAGCAAAAAAACAAUAGAAGGUAUAAUAAAAAAAUAUAUAUAUAUGUAUAAAUAUAUAUGAGAAAACACAACAAUACAUUUGGUUUUUAUUCCUAGUCGGACAUCAUCUCGAGGUGAUAGCCCUAUCGUCACACACUGAAUUCCCACCAAAUACAUAUAUCUCUCCCCAAGUACACUGCCGACUCUUUACCUGCCUGAUAUCUAAUAUCUGAUACGUAUAGUGAACUUCAUUUGGCAUGACCGUUAGUCUAUAUGUUUUUCUAUCUAUGUGUACAUGUCGACCUAUCUCUGUCUAUCUCUCUGUCUCUCUACCUCUUACUCUUCCUCUGUUACCCCCAACUUUCUCUAUUAUCCUUCCCCAAAGUCUUUUGUCUGUAUCCAACCGCCACUAUAUACAUAUGUAUGUUUAUCCUUGCGAAUCUCCGCGAGAGCCUGUGUGGCCGCCAAGGGCGAUUCCACCAGCUACAUCCCAAAGAUUAAGGGAUGAGACUGGCCCCUCCGUUUCAGUAUCUUAACACCUUUUGCAUCGCCAAAGGCACUGAAAGAAAAGGUGACCUAGAUUAAGCCCAUAUCCUGUCACCAGCAGCGUUCCUAGGUGAGUGGAAUCUGUUCCUAGGUGAGUGGCGGACUGGAGGUCGGUCAGUAUGCCUUCGAGUAAGUACCUAUUUACAUUUGAACGAUAUUUUUUUAAGCUGUGUACCAUUUCUGUUGUGUAACCGGGUCCUUCGACCGCUCGGACAGGUACAGGUAGGUAACAUAAUGGCUUAGCCAGUCAAUUUCGUGCCCAUACUUCAUGCCACCCCACCCAACGCCACAUCCACAGUCUCACACCAGCCAUACCACCCACCUAGCCACCUUGGAACCUAGCCACCUUGCCACCCAGCUACCCAGCCACGAA